Nycticebus coucang (slow loris) is the source of this 2381-nucleotide messenger RNA. RefSeq names its product transmembrane protein 125 (gene TMEM125). The transcript has 3 exons. Bases 406 to 1065 code for a protein of 219 amino acids. NCBI's taxonomy places the organism in Eukaryota, Metazoa, Chordata, Mammalia, Primates, Lorisidae. The record is from RefSeq and is a predicted model, not a curated record.
CUGAGUGCAGGAUAGGCAGGUGAAGCGUCUCCCCGGAAACACAGCUAGAGCGCCCCACCUGCCCGGUCCUGCCUGCUGUGAUCGGAUCCAGCACGUCCAGGCUUCUCCUCCCCCCACCCCCAGGAACCAGUGGUGACAGCUUUGGCCAUGUGAGUGAGAUCCUGAAUGAGGCUUUAUCUCUGGCUGUUCAUCGUCCCAUCGUCCCAUCGUCCACAGUGGCACCAUCCGGGACAGGCACCUGGGAGAUCCAGAGCCAGAGAGGUGAUGGGAACCACGGCCUGGACUGCAAGAGGAACAGAAGUCUGGGCCUGUAACUGCCAAGCAGGUGGUCGGGGCACCAGGCCAUGAACUGCAUCCUCUGACCCUAACACUGUCCUUCUGCCCUGACUACUGCCUCAGCACACCAUGUCUGAACCGGGGGCUCAAGCCCCAGGGACCCAGGGGCUGCCUGCCGAUGUACUGGCAGAGCAAGUGGAGCUGUGGUGGUCCCAACAGCCACGGCGCUCGGCACUCUGCUUUGCCGUGGCCGUGGGCCUUGUGGCAGGCUGUGGGGCAGGCGGCGUGGUCCUACUGUCAUCCACUAGCAGCCGCUCAGGCGAGUGGCGCUUAGCAACCGGCACCGUGCUCUGUCUGCUGGCCCUGCUGGUUCUGGUGAAGCAGCUGAUGAGUUCAGCUGUGCAGGACAUGAACUGCAUACGUCAGGCCCACCAUGUUGCGUUGCUGCGCAGUGGUGGGGGAGCUGAUGCCCUUGUGGUGCUGCUCAGCGGCCUCGUGCUGCUGGUCACCGGCCUGACCCUGGCAGGGCUGGCCGCUGCCCCAGCCCCUGCUCAGCCCCUAGUUGCCAUGCUCUCUGUGGGCAUCACUCUGGCUGCCUUGGGCUCACUCUUGCUGCUGGGCUUACUGCUAUAUCAGGUGGGCGUGAGUGGAUACUGUAACUCCAUCUGUACAGCCACCCCCUCCACCCACAGUGGCCAUGGUGGCAAUGCCAGCAUCUUCAGCAUCUCAGGACAAUUGUCUACUGGCCAGCAUCAAGAGACCACAUCCAGCAUUGCCAACCUCAUCUGACAGAGCCAGAGCCCUUCCUACCACCUGCUGCACCCCCAGAAUUGCGUCAGGAUGUAUGUAGGUGGUGCAUAUGUGCAUACAUGAAUGUGUGGGUGGUGCAUAUGUAUGUGCAUGUGUGUGCUGCAUGGUGCCUGCCUACAUAGAUGGUGUGCUACUUGUGUGGUACAUAUGUACAUGCAUGUGUGUUCUGCAUAGUGCAUGCACGUGGUGCAUGUGUGCAUACAUGUGUCUGCGUGACACAUAUGUGCAAGUAUGUGUGCAAAGUGCAUGCAUGUGCAGGUGGUGUGGGCAUGGUGCAUUAUGUGCAUACAUGCACAGACAUUGAGUGUGUAUAUGUGCCCAGGGCUGUGUCAGCCCUCUGUAGGAUUUCGUGAUGCGUGAUUAAGAGACUGUGUGGGCUUGGCACCAGCCACAUAUACCAGAGUUGGCGGGUUCGAAUCCAGCCUGGACAACUACAAUGACAACUACAACCAAAAAAUAGCCGGGCGUUGUGGUGGCCACCUGUAGUCCCAGCUAUUUGUGAGGCUGAGGCCGGAGAAUCACUUAAGGUUGCUGUGAGCUGUGAUGCUAUGGCACCCAGGGCAACAGCUUGAGGCUCUGUCUCAAAAAAAAAAGACUGUGUGUUUCCACACAUUCACACCAUGGGAAGGUUAGCGUGUGCCUCUUGGAGUGGAGUAUUUGUGUCCAAGGAACUGCCUGUGUCUGGGAUCCCUAAAGAUUUUGACUUCUAUUUUCAGUACCCCUCAACCCUGUCUGGCAGCACCCACCAGCAGUUUCCACAGGGGUGACUGUUACCCACCCCAGAGACAGCAGCAGGGGCCCCUGAUUGAGGAGAGUGACUGGAGGCAAAGUGGAAAGAAAAGGGACUCUGAAACAGAACAGAUCUGGCAUGGCCUCCCCCCUUGGACAUUCACUGGGGCAAGUGACUUAGCGUCUGUAGCCUCAGUUGCUUGAGGUUCGAGAUUGUGUUCAUCAAUGUGAGGAUUAAAUGUAAAAUGUAUGGAAGGACUGGAUUCAUGGCAGACGUGCAAUAAAAUAGUGGCUGCUUCUGUCUCACCAUCUCACCUCAGAGACUCUCCCUUCCUGUGGACCUCAUACCCCACCUGUCCAAAGUGAGCUCUUUCUUAGCCUUAUAAACAGCACCAUGAAGGUCUCGCCAGCCAGGCCAGGCACUGGAGGGAAGAGGGUCAAGUGGACGCUCAGCUUUGGGAAGGAGGUAGCUUUGCAGUCCCAGGGAAAGGGUGCUGGGGACCUGAGUCUUUUGCAUUUGCUCACUUGCUGGUUCAGGAUGAGCUAUUAGAGCUGGUUUCUCUAGA